GGGACAAAAGUGCUCUGCACCCAAUUCCACCUGGAAUCUUCCCAGUGGGUGCUGAGUGAACCCGGCAGAGCCACAGGACAGGAAACACCUGGGACAAAGGCACCUCACCCCAUUGUGGGGUCAUUGUGGGGACAUUGUGGGGACACCUGGCCAGGACAGACUGGCAGGGCUGGGGGCAGGGCUGGAGCCACAGCCAAAGCAGCAGCACCUUUUGUGGCACCGUGAUGUCACCCAGGUCCCCUGGGUGUAAACAGUGGUGCAGGGGACACUGCACUUCCUCCUGAGAGCUCGGGGAGCUCCGCGCUGAGCACGGCUCUGCCUGCCAAGGAAUGACCCACCCGCCCUACACCAGCAACCCAGCCAUGACCCAGAGCAACCAGAGCUGCUCCCGCCAGGACAUCGCCUUCAAGAGCAGCCUCUACGCCACCACCUACACCCUCAUCUUCAUCCCAGGGCUCCUGGCCAACGGUGCUGCCCUGUGGGUGCUGUGCAGGUUCCUCAGCAGGAAGAGCAAAGCCGUCAUCUUCAUGAUCAACCUGGCCGUGGCCGACCUGGCCCACGUCCUCUCGCUGCCCCUGCGCAUCUACUACUACAUCAACCACACCUGGCCCUUCGGGGACGUCCUGUGCUUGCUGUGCUUCUACCUGAAGUACCUCAACAUGUACGCCAGCAUCUGCUUCCUCACCUGCAUCAGCAUCCAGCGCUACUUCUUCCUGUACCACCCGUUCCGGGCCAAGGGCUGGAAGCGCCGCUACGAUGUGGCCAUCAGCGCGCUGGUGUGGCUGGUGGUGGGCGCUGCCUGCGUGCCCUUCCCCAUCAUGAGGAGCCACGGGCUGGGUGCCAACACCACCAGCUGCUUUGCUGACCUGGGUGUGAAGCCCAUCGACAGCAAGGUGGGCACGGUGCUGAUGACCGGUGCUGCAGAGCUGCUGGGUUUCGUGGGGCCGCUCGUCAUCAUCUUGUUCUGCACGUGGAAAACGAGAGACUCCAUCCGCGGCUUCCACAUCCCGCAGGAGAACAGCGGGGAGAGGAGGAAGGCACUCAGGAUGGUUUCCAUGUGUGCCAUUGUGUUCUGUGUGUGUUUUGCUCCCUACCACAUCAACUUCUUCUUCUACAUGUUGGUGAAGGAGAAUGUCAUCACCGACUGCUUCCUGAGCACCGUCACGCUCUACACGCAGCCCUUCUGCCUGAGCCUCGCCAGCUUCGACUGCUGCUUGGACCCCAUCAUCUAUUUCUUCAUGACUUCUGAGUUCCAGGAAGAGAUUUCCAGGCACAGCAGCAGCAUGGCCAUCCGGAGCCGGCUCAUGAGCAAAGAGAGCGCCUCGUCGAAGGAAUGACAAGAACCAAAGUACUUCCCAUGAAAUCUGAGACUGCUCUGAGAUUCUCCAUUACCAACUCUGUUGUGGAAGAUCCUGCAGGUUUGUCCAGGGUGGUUUGGGGACAGUGGAAUUUUUUCAGUGUAUAGAAGAUAAAACCCUGACUGAGACUGGUGUGCUGGAAUCUGGUGAGGGACACAAUUGGUGUGAUUGUCCCCAUCCUGUGCCAUCCCCACCUGACCUCACUGGACCAGAAAACACACAGGAGGGAGUGAAAAAACUUGUACUUGGAAAUGGUGGGAAAGUCCCAGGUUUUUCUUCUGCUUUCCCAGCUGCAGGCUCUGUGAUCAACCCCACAUUCACACACUGCUGAAGGAUCUUCUCUGGGAAAACCACACAAGAACCUAAAACUGGCCAGUAGCUACCAGAGCACAUUGUGGUUUGUGCAGGGGUCUGUGCACAGGUGAAGCUGUGCAGGUGGUUUCCAUGUGCUCCUGGGUUUGGUGCAUCCCACUGGUCCCCAGUGAGCUCUGCUCCCCCUUUCCACACUCACCCUCCUCUCUGCUCCUCCUCUCCCUCCUCACCCAGCUCUGUUUGCUCCCUGGUUGCUGGCACACCCCAGAACUUGCACCUGCAGCUGGUGCAAGACAAAUUCUCCUCAAUCAUCCAGAGAGUGGCUCCUUCCCUUGCUCCAGGUGACUUUGUUCCCCUCCAGGCUGGUGAGGGGGACGUGCCAGGUGGGUUUUGCCUUUGGACCCCUUGGGGCACCCCGUGGUGGUGCUGGGGUCGGUGCAGGUGGGUUUGAUGGGGCUGGAGGUACCACCCAGGUCCUCACUCCCUUCUGUGUGUGGUCCAGAGCUUCCUGAGCUGAAUCUGCCCCAGAAAAGCUCAGCUCGACCUGUUCAGUUGAUGCAUCUUUUAAAAAAGAGAGGAACCCUUGCCAAGGUGAUUUCACUGAACUUAACAGAAGUUAAGUUCAUUAAUUACUGUGAUUUUUUUUUCCACCAGGUCCUGUCAUGAUCCUAAUGUUUACAUUUUUAGGUAGCUAUGCAAAGCAGCCACAAGGAAGAAUUAAUUUACCCCUUAUUUUUAAUUAGCUACAGCUCUUCAGCUGAGUCCACCCACUCUGUAACUUCAUGAUACCUGGGGAUGGAUUUGGCUGAGCAGCCACCAAUUUCCUGCCUUUGGAAAUCAGUUAUUUUCAAAAGAAUGUGAACAAUUUGUACAGUCUUGCAACAGUUGCUACAAAACCAAAAGAAACACCAGAAACACUUGCCAUGUGUAUUUUAACUCCAACCGCUCAAUUCCUCUGAGUUAAAAUGUAACUCAGCCAAAUAUUUCCUGUAUAUUGUGUUUUCCCUCUUCUCUGUUUUACAAAAAACAAAACAAAACAAAACAAAACAAAAAAGAAAAAGAGCCAAGAAUCAAGGUUUAAGCAACCAUUUCCCUCUAAAAGGCAACAACACUGAUUAAACAAAAUAAGCUCUCUUGGUUCUCCUCCCAGGUGUGAGAUGAUGAUUUGGGGCUGAGCAGGAUGCUCUGGAAUCGAUGGAAAUGUUCUCUCUGAUGUCACUGACACAAGAAAUGUUUACACACUGCAAGGAGCCCCUUCCAAAGGUGUGGAUGCUCACGGACCGAGCUGACCUCACACAAUUCCAUUUUUAUCAGUUCAGCAGUCUCUCAUAAGCUACACCCUGUAUGAAGUUGUCAGGGCAGGAGGUUUCAGUUUCAGAGCUUGUUCUGAAGAUUUUUAUAGACCUUGCUCAGCCUCCCUGUGAGCUGUUUCCUGUCCCUUCACUUUCUCACCCUUCUCUCUUGGCCAGGUGAAAACAAGCUGAGGGAACUUACGGGAAAUCUGUAGCUCGUUCUGUGGGUUUUGCUUCCCAAGAAGUGAUGCUCAACAAAAAACAAAACAAAACAAAACAAAAAAA
Catharus ustulatus (Swainson's thrush) is the source of this 3247-nucleotide messenger RNA. RefSeq names its product putative P2Y purinoceptor 10. The transcript has 2 exons. Gene Ontology annotation, molecular function: G protein-coupled receptor activity. Gene Ontology annotation, biological process: phospholipase C-activating G protein-coupled receptor signaling pathway; positive regulation of Rho protein signal transduction. The record is from RefSeq and is a predicted model, not a curated record. Bases 330 to 1337 code for a protein of 335 amino acids. Lineage: Eukaryota; Metazoa; Chordata; Aves; Passeriformes; Turdidae. Gene Ontology annotation, cellular component: membrane.